GAGGUAGAGAUAGAGAGGAAAAGACGUAGAGGUCAUGAUUCUUCAAGUUGUCUGAACUCUGAAUUUCUUUUUCUUGGGUUUUGGAUUCUUGAGAGAAUCCCACUUCUCUGCUCAUGCAAAGAAAAUAACCCACUUUUUGCAUUGCCUCUAAUGUAUAUUUUAUUAUUAUUAUUUUUUUGUGGAUUUGAGGAAACGUAGGGUUUAGUGCUAGCUUUUUUUCAACUUGUUCUUUUUGUUAAAAGAAGAAAACAGCCUUCGUUGGCACUGUUUUUCUUUUCUGGCAUUUCAUCAUAUACUGUUUGGGGGAAAGGAAAAGAUUGUCCUUGUGAACUUUGUACUGCACUCGCUUGUUUUGUCAACCUAAUGAGAGCAAACCACUUUGUCUUUUGAAUAUUUGGGAAGAUCUCUUAAGUUCUGUUUGGGAAAUCCAAUGAAUCUGCAAAAAAGUUUUUGAUAGGAUUAUUUUUCCUUAGCAAAGGGCUUGGUGGAGGAAGAUUGGUUUGUUGGUGUGGGUGAUAUAUCUCAUCUGCAAAUUAUUGCAAGGUGCCACAUUGCAGUUUGCAUCGGCUUUUCAAAGGCGGAGAAUGGAAAUCAAUAAUAGUGCAACACACAACUGGAUUAUGAGAAAAUGAUGUAUUGAAUGUGCCAAUCGAUAUGAGUGACCACAACACUAUUUUUGAUGCAAUGUUCUCACAUAGGACCUCAGUUCCCGCUGCUCAGUCCAAUGCACCUCACCUGAACAACCAGAAACAAAUCGCAGCUGAAUUUCCUGCCCUUUCAAUGUUGCACGGUGAGCCCAUGAACAAUGUUUAUACUGGUUUCAACAUAUCAAAUCUUGUUGGUCUCCUCGAUUGCGAUGCAACGCUUCCUAGGAAUGCACCCCUUGGAAGAAACACCAUUACAGAUUCUUCAUACCCAACAAAUAACGCUCAGGUUCAAGAGCCAUACUUGGGUGGAAUGCCCAUUUCAGCUGCAUCAGUUGCUACCAUUUUGGCUGCACGGUGUGGACCCCAGGAUAACCUGAAUGAAUUAGCAACUUCCUCACCUUGUUCAGCGUAUCCCCUGGAUAUUUUAAAAUCUUCUGUUCCGAAUGACUAUGAUGAUGCCUUAAAUUCUGUGUAUGCAGCCUCCUUGAACUGUGAAUAUGAUGGAAUACUUGGUGCUAUGAAUGGUAAAUGGGAUUUUGACAAGUUUCUUGCUGAUUAUACUGGGAAAAUCCCUGGAAGAACUGGCUUUCAAUCGCACCAAUUAAUGGGAAAUAUUAAUCCUGAUGGGUGGAUAUCCUCAGACAAUGCUAAUGUGAGGUCUAGUAAUCCUUCAAGCUCAUCGAAAUUUGGUAAUGAGCUCUCAUUAAGUCUUUCCAUGUGCCAGCCUUCUAUUAUUCAUGGAACAAGUGUUCCAGAUCAAUGCUUGGAAAUAAGCUGUGCUGGUGUUACUCACCGUUCUUUGAAUGGAAGACAGUUGGGCUUGGAAACAUCUUGCGACAGUAAGAAUCUCUCUCUGAGUUUUGGAUCUUGUAGACCAGUCCAAUUUCCGCAAUUUUUAUCUGGGUCUAGAUAUCUUCCCGUAAUUCAAGAAAUACUUGCCCAAAUUGCAAGUUAUUCACUUGAAAAUCUAGUCAAGAUGAACUAUUCUGCUAGUCAGAUUGGGGCUGGGGCAAAAUUUAUGUACUCUUCAAGUCAACAUGCUGACAGAGGCUAUUCUGUAGUGGGUUCUGAUGAUUUUCCCGAUAGAGAUGCUAGGUUUGAGGUUCAAUUGGACCCUGUCCUGCAAGGACGGGACGUUGAAGCAAAGAGAAAGCAGUUGUUGGCUCUACUUCAAGUGGUAGACAACCAAUACAACCAAUGCUUGGAUGAAAUCCAUACAACAAUAUCUGCAUUCCAUGCUGCAACCGAGUUGGAUCCUCAAAUUCAUGCUCGUUUUACUUUACAAAGAAUCUCCUCCUCGUACAAGAACCUGAGGGAGAGAAUUAGCACUCAAAUCCUUGCAAUGGGAUCGUAUUGUAACAAAGACACUAGGGAAGAAGAUAGGUCGUUUGAGACAUCCUUUAUCCAGAAGCAAUGGGCUCUCCAACAGCUCCGAAGAAAAGACCAACAGUUAUGGAGGCCCCAAAGAGGCUUGCCAGAAAGAUCUGUCUCGGUUUUACGAGCAUGGAUGUUUCAGAAUUUUCUUCACCCGUAUCCUAAAGAUGCGGAGAAGCAUUUACUUGCCGUGAGAAGUGGAUUGACAAGGAGCCAGGUGUCCAAUUGGUUUAUAAAUGCACGAGUUCGUCUCUGGAAACCAAUGAUCGAGGAAAUGUACACAGAGAUGAAUUGGAGAAAAGGCAGGAGGAACCAUGAAGACACAGACAAAAAUCACAGAAGCCACAAAAGCAUUGAAAGUCAGAGAGUUAACAUGAAUUGACGAUGAAAUACAGGAUCCUCAUUCCAUACAGCAGAUUGGGCUCGACCGUAAGUUGGGAGGGCUAUAUGUUCUUGAGCAAUUUCAUGUUCCAUCGCUUGCUGCAACUUCCGUUGAUUUGUCCUCUUUUCGUCUUAGUUCUCAUUCCUCUGAGUUUUACAUAUGGCAUUCUCGCCUUGGUCACAUUUCUCGCUUUCGUUUGCAAUAUUUAGUUUCGAUUGGUGUUUUGGGAAAUUGUAGUACUCAUAAUAUUUCAAAUUGUAGUGGUUGCAACCUUGGAAAAUUUACAGCUUUACCUGUUUAUAAAAGUACUACUAUUUCUUCUGCUCCUUUUGAUCUUGUCCAUUCGGAUGUGUGGGAUCCUACACCUAUUCCUACUAAAGGGGGUUCUAAAUAUUAUGUGCCCUUUAUUGAUGAUUAUACUUGUCAUUGUUGGAUUUAUCUUAUGAAACAUCGGUUUGAAUUUUCUUCUAUUUUUUCUACUUUUCGUGCCAUGAUUCAUACACAAUACACUGCUGUUAUUAAAUGUUUUCGUUGUGACUUGGGUGGGGAAUAUCGGGAUACUAGCUUUCUUCAAUUAUUACAAUCUGAUGGUACUCUUCAGCAGUCUUCCUGUACUGAAACACCUAAACAAAAUGGUGUGGCCGAACAUAAGCAUCGUCAUAUCAUGGAGACUGCAGGUUCUUUAUUACUUUCCUCUUCUGUUCCUAGUUCCUUUUGGGAUGAGACUAUUCAUACCACUGUUCAUCUUAUUAAUCGUAUCCCCUCUCAGGUAACCUCUGCUAUCUCUCCAUUUGAACAAUUGCAUGGCAAACUGUCCUUCGUGUGUUUAGUUGUACUUGUUUUGUCCUUCUUCUUCGUGCUAAAAGCACUAAGUUGUCUGCUCGUUUUGCUGUGUGUUUUUCUUGGGUAUGGUGAAGGUCAAAAGGGUUAUCGCUGCUAUGAUCCUUCUUCUAGACGUCUCUAUGUUUCUCGUUAUAUUGUCUUUCUCGAACAUAUUCCCUUCUUUUCCAUUCCAUCUACCUCGACUUCUGUCUUUCGGUUUGAUCUUAUUUAUCUCGAACCCUUUCCUGAUAAUAUUCCUUCUGAUUCGUAUGUCCGUAACCUCUCUUCUUCUGAUCUUCCCGCUUUGUCUUCCUUUCCUUCUCAGUUGUCUUAUGAUGUUCUUUCUCCUCCUCCUAUAUUCAUACUUAUGUUUGUCGGAAAAAGCAUGACUUAUCUACAGGUACUACUACUGUCCCUCCUUCAGUUGAGGACCUAUCUGCGGUUGAUGACAAGGCUCCUGCUUCUCGCUAUCCUCAAAAAAAUCAUAAGUCUCCUAAUUGGUUUGGUUUCUCUAACUGCUGUUAUUCUUCUACAUUUUAUUCUUUUUUGGCUUCUAUUCACUCUAUUCCUGAACCUAUCUCCUAUAAGGAGGAUGUUUCUAAUCUUCUUUGAUAGCAGGCUAUGAAUGAGGAGCUUUC
Camellia sinensis is the source of this 3863-nucleotide messenger RNA. Lineage: Eukaryota; Viridiplantae; Streptophyta; Magnoliopsida; Ericales; Theaceae. The record is from RefSeq and is a predicted model, not a curated record.